AUGGCCGGCUUGAACCAAUCCAUGCCGACACCACAAGACCCUCGCAUUUGUAAUGCCACCAAUUACCCCAAUUACUGGUUCAACAACCCCUUCGGCCCAAAUGCAAAUUGCAACCUCGAAAUUUGCUGUCCAGAGUUCAGCGUCUAUGCUUACAUUCCCGGGCUGGCGUCGAAUGCCGCCUUCCUGGGCGUGUUCGCGGUGGCCAUGCUCGUCCAUGUCCUCGUCGGUCUGAUAUGGAACCAGUGGUGGUUCAUGUGCUGCAUGGUCGCUGGCUGUGUUGAUGAGAUCCUGGGCUACGCGGGACGUGUGUGGAUGAACCAGGAUCUCUGGAACUUCAACGCCUUUAUGAUCCAAGUUGGUGAAAUCUUGAGCUUCGGCCCCUCCUUCUCACGAUUCAACCCUGCCCUGUUCUACUGGAUAUUCAUUCCAUGUGAUAUUAUAUCCCUGGCGCUGCAGGCGGCCGGCGGCGCCCUAUCGUCCGUUUCCUCGGGCAAAAAUAGCAAGGGCGUCGACCUCGCCCUCGCAGGGCUCGCACUACAGGUGAUCACGCUCGUGAUAUUUUGUGCCCUGUACGGUGACUACCUGUGGCGGUACUUCAAGUCCGAGGAGUUCAAGGCCCGCGCCAGCACGCAGAAGUCGUUUGGGCUGCGCCUGAAGCUGUUCUACGCCUCUGAGGCGCUGGCCGUCGUCGCGAUACUGCUGCGGUGUGCUUUCAGGGUGCAUGAGCUCAGGGAAGGGUACCAGCAGGAGAACAAGAUGCUCCAUCGCGAGGAAAUGUUCAUCGGUCUUGAGGGAGUCCCCAUCGUCCUCGCCGCAUUCUUCUUGGCUGUUGGCCACCCCGGCCUGAUCUUCGGCGAUGGCACUGGGCGCAGGUCACCACUGGCUUCAUCGUCUAAGGAGCUUGAUGUUGAGCAAAACAAGGACGAGACAACCGAUGGGCCGGCUGAAGAGCCAACUGAUGAGCAAGCUGAUGAGCAAGUUAAUGAGCCGUCUGAUCAGCAGUCUGAGAAGGCACCCAAGGAGAAGGCUGUGAAGGUCUUUGCGCAUUGUGCUGGUGAGAAAUUGGAUAUGUUCGGUGUCCACAUGGAGUUUGAGGACAAGUGCACAAUCAGAGAUAACUAA
Molecule: messenger RNA, 1122 nt
Organism: Diaporthe citri
Lineage: Eukaryota; Fungi; Ascomycota; Sordariomycetes; Diaporthales; Diaporthaceae
Exons: 4
Coding region: 1-1122 (373 amino acids)
Cellular component (GO): plasma membrane; fungal-type vacuole
Source: RefSeq, a predicted model, not a curated record